AGAGCGAAACUAGUGAAAAUAUUCAUGAACUAACAUGUAAUCACAAAGUUUCUAUCUUAAUUGCAUUGAAAAACACAACAACAACGCCUGAAAGUAGUCAAAAUUGCAAGUUUCAAUCGUUUAAACAUGAAUAAACAUGUAAAGCACGUACACAUUUCUGUGACUUAAAAAUUCACAUGCUAUCGGAUCGUGGUUUUAGCAGUAUGGCAUUUUAAAGCUGAUGUUCUUAGCUGAAGAACCAGGCUAAUGCCACAUGCCUAUGACGUCUGGUAGGGUGAUUAUGGAAGCCCAAUCGAUGAUUAGUGCCAAAAUAGUGCAAAAAAUGAACAUGUCAUCACUUGGGAGGACAUAACUUUCCAACUGGACAUCAUAGGUAGAUCGUAUUAGCCGUAUUUUUUAGCUGUGAAUAUAAUCUUUAUUUUAGCAUAAAAUAUAAACUGAAAUAUGGCCUUUGUCAUGACUUAAUUUGGCCAAAUGUCUACCAAACGCUCAAAAAUUGGUCCAAAACUCGAAAUUCCCCUACAAAUGAGCGAUUUUUCUCACUAAACUAGCUGAAAAACAAGUUCGUCUCAUCCGCAGAGACACUUUAUUGAAAAUCCAAAUGACAAAUAUGGAAAGAUAUACAGCUAUUUGCAUGUAAUAGGCCAAAAUUCUCAACAAAUUGACCAUUUUUGGUACCAAAGAGUGAUUUUUAGCCCAAAAGGUAGACAAAACAUGAUUUUUCUGGUUCAGUAUGUUGAGAAAAGUUGUUCAAUUAUACGUUGGCUACAAAAUUGUUGAAGAUAGUGAUCAGAAAAAUUUGAUACGCUGCGAGUUAUGGUUGAAGAAUUGAAAAAAUCGUCCAUUUUUUCGACAUUUUGUUCCAUAGCACCUACUAGAUGGGAUUUUUCAUGUAUAGUUUGUUCAUCAAAUUUGUUUAUUGGACUCUUUGCUACAACUUCGUUCGAAAAAGUAAGACAAUAUUUCCGAUUCUGGAUGAGUUAUUGACCAAAAAGUGAUGAGAUCAAUAUUGCAAAAAUCAUAUAGAACAAAAAAAUUACAAAGGCCGAAAAAAAUACCAACCUGAGUCAAAAUCGCAAAACCCAGCGAGGGUUAAUACUAGAGAAUUUAUUCAAUUUCAAACGGUUGCUGCAAAAGCAAUAUAUAGCGCCAAAAAAAGUAUGAUAGAUUCAUGUACAAGAAUUCACAAUGCAAAAUCGCUUCAUAACGAAUAUUCAAUCGCUUAAUCAACCCAAAACAAACUUUGAAAUAACAUAUUAUCACAGAAUUCGUCAUAACACCGAUAAAUAGCUAUAAGGAAAACAACUAACAUUGGUAACAAAAAAUUGUAUGGAUCAGAAGAGAUUCAGUUUUUAUUGAGUUUUUGACAACAAAUAAAGAAUGAAAGAAUUGGUGUCAUCAAAAAAAUUAUUGGUCUUUUCAAACUGCACAACUUUGCUAAAGACAAUGAACAAAUAUCUAUUGAAAUAAAUUAUUUAUUUUAAGUUUUGUUGACCACUUGACAACAUACUUUACUCUUCACCAUACAAAGCCAGUUAAACGUACACUACUUUCAAUCUCACCCAUAUAUGGACCCAGUGUUGUCCAUUUUUACAAAAUGAAAAACAUUCUAAACAUGUGAGUCAAAGACAAAAGUUUAUUCAAACCUUACAAAUUUCUGUAAAAAUGGGUGUUCAGUUGUCAAAAACGAAUGACAAAUAACCAAAUCGUUCUUAUCUCAAUCCAUUUUGUUCGAUAGAAUAAUACGUUGUCUUGUUAUCUGUCACAAAUAUUACAACUCGUGUUUAUAUUGAGUUUUGACCAAAUUUCUUCUCAAUCUUCGACACAUUUUAAAUCAUAAUAGCUGAAAUAGAUUAGAUAACAAUGCGUUCGAACUUCAAUACACAAAUCAAUAUGGAUUUGCUUCAGUCACUUAAGUGAAUUCACUUCAAAAUAUCGUUUUAAACGAAUAUGAAACUCAAAAUGAAGUAUCGAAAAUAUUUUGCGUUCAUAUGUUUCGUUAUAGUUCUGUUUUAUUUGCGCUCGAAACACAUUUCAGGAGGUAAUCAAAUAAGUGCAAUAAGUGAAGCACAACUCGGUGAAGUGGAUAUAUAUGAAUUGAUUACGUUGGUUGGUUCAAAUAAAAGUCUUACGUAUGAAGCCAUGGAAUUGUUCAAACGGAAGUAUUCAAAUAAAACUGUUUUCAUCACCGAUCCACACAUGGAAGCUAAAUAUUCUACAAUUUACGGUAAUACCGAGAGAAUUUUCAUCUGCCACUUCGAUACGGCUUUGGAAGUGUUGAAAAUGUUCGGCCAUUUGAUUUCAUCCUUGCGAGUUGAAUAUUCAGAAUCCUACAUAUCUCGGAAUAAUCCAAGCAAAAUCAAUAAAUUCAUCAAUUUAUACUGUUCUGCAAGUCUGACUGAACUCAGUGUAGACGCUCGUGACGUCAAUCUAUUCAGAGAUAUGAUAAAACCAUUCGAAAAAGUUAAAGUUCUUUUUCUAGGUGGUCAAUUCAAAACUUUAGCCAGCUCCGAUCUUUCAUUCGUCGAACUAUUUCCUGCGGUACAUGAUUUGUAUUUGCAGCAUCUUCAAAUUACUAACAAUAAAUGCAUCGACCAAGAAUUUAUCCAUUUAAAAUACUUGUACGUGCAAUUGUGUUACAAUGAUGAACCGACACAGUUUUGUUCCAAUGAAACUGAUAUUGAAAAACUUCUCAGAAAAAAUCCACAAAUUCAGGCAUUGUCAUUGACUUACAGCAGUCCAAAAUUUUUGAAUAUUGUCUACAAAGUCCUACGUAAUAUCACCGAUCUCACUCUUAUCAGCUAUAAUCCACGUCGUGAACCAAAUGAAGGUGAUGCUGAAGAUAUCAUCUUUGAAUAUGUUACGAAUUUCACGCUGGUUACUGGAAUGGGUGAAGUACCUUUUAAUAUAUUUUUCAAAAAUCUCAAGGAACUACACAUCGAAGCUACUUCAGAUUGGUUCAUAUUGGCCGAGAGAAACCAGAAUUUGGAGAAGUUAUUCAUGGAUGGAGGAUACGUUGAUAAUGAACAGUUUAUGAGAAUUGUAGGUGUCGAUUCCAAAUUGGUUGAAACAACAUUGUACAUUGGUGAAAAUGUGUGGGAUGAAAGUGUUAUAACAUUCAUAAAGAACAGUAAACAUCUAAGGAAGGUGACAUUUUUCAGCGAAAAUCUAAAACUAUUCGACAACAACUUUUGGCUGGAAUUCAAAGAUGAAUGGAGAAUAACGCAAUUUACGGUUGCAACGAUGUUAGAACGACAAUUUUGGACUAGUGGUCUAGAAUGAUUUUAAAUCAUCUUAUAUUCUUUAUUGGUUAGAUGCAUAUUUAUGCACUAAGUUGUUGAAUAAUUUAUAUCUCAUUCUUAAUAUAAAUGGACAUGAAAAAAUCUGAAAACUUAUACAAUGUAUGAAGGAAGAAAUACAAUAAUAAUCGACUUACCGAUUUAGUGCAUUUUUUUAUAGAAAUUCACGCCCUCGAAAACGAGUCCAAAAAAAGUCAAAAAUCACAAAAUUUGACGAAAUAACUAUUAAUUGGCAAUUUUGACAAGAAAAAAUAAGCAAAAUUUCAUGAAAUUCUCAGAAAAAAUUGAGUUUAUGUAACAAUUUGGAGAACAUUUCAUAGCGAUCUAAUAACGUUAAGAAGAUUUUUUGCAACUUUCAAUUUUUUUUUCCGUGGUUUCGUCUUACGUGAACGGGACCAUAUGGAGCUCCUUUCUUGAAGGCUUGAUUUUUGAAAUCUUAAGCAUUCAAGAGUGAUCCACGAGUAUUGAAUGGGAAAAGGGCCGGCUAGUUCGAUAUGUAUUCAAAUUUAUUAACAUUAUCACGCAUUUGUCACAUAAUCUGUUUUUUGGGAACAAAUUUUAAGUGAAACAUUUGUGCCUAGAACGGUGUUUUAGUCAUUCAAAAAGUAUUACAUAAAUCUAUUUUUGUGCGAAUGACUUAACGGUUCUUGUGUUAACAUAAUGAAAGAUCACACAUAUUUUGCUGCUUUCUUUUCGUAUGCAAAUAAACUAUUGAAAUCAAUGUAUU
Messenger RNA from Sitodiplosis mosellana (orange wheat blossom midge), 4026 nucleotides. RefSeq lists its product as uncharacterized. The transcript has 3 exons. Bases 1951 to 3282 code for a protein of 443 amino acids. NCBI's taxonomy places the organism in Eukaryota, Metazoa, Arthropoda, Insecta, Diptera, Cecidomyiidae. The record is from RefSeq and is a predicted model, not a curated record.